Silurus meridionalis is the source of this 3047-nucleotide messenger RNA. RefSeq names its product forkhead box J2 (gene foxj2). Lineage: Eukaryota; Metazoa; Chordata; Actinopteri; Siluriformes; Siluridae. Gene Ontology annotation, biological process: regulation of transcription by RNA polymerase II. The record is from RefSeq and is a predicted model, not a curated record. Bases 322 to 1863 code for a protein of 513 amino acids. The transcript has 10 exons. Gene Ontology annotation, molecular function: DNA-binding transcription factor activity, RNA polymerase II-specific; RNA polymerase II cis-regulatory region sequence-specific DNA binding. Gene Ontology annotation, cellular component: nucleus.
UUUUCCGAAGUUUUUUUUUCUCUUCUCUCGCCCUCCUUUUUUUUUUUUUUUUUUUUUAAAACAAACAUUACAGAGAGAGCGAGAGAGUGUGGGUAAAGUAUAAAACCUUCGCUGGACUGUUUGGAUGCAGAAUGAAAGACUGAUAAACCGAAAGAGGAAGCGAGGAAGAAAAGGGGAAAGGAAAACAAACACCCAGUGAGCUUGUAACAGAUGACGGCAUUAAAAAUUGACAGCGUGAAACCUAGGGCCUGUUGACAGACGAGAGAAUCAGAAUUUGACAUUCCACCUCAUUCUCCCUGCAUUGCAGAAGCUUCCUUGACCAUGACGUCAGAACUGGACUCCAGUUUGACCAGCAUCGACUGGCUCCCACAGCUGGGAAUGAGCAGUCUCCGCUCGGGGAAAGAACGAGGGGAGAGAAAGCGAGAACGAGAACGAGAGCGAGGGAAAGAACAAGACACGGCCCCAUCUAUCCCAGCCUGCUCCCCUCUACCCAACUCCAAAGGGAAGCCCCCACAUAGUUAUGCCACCCUCAUUGCAAUGGCAAUAAGCUCUGCUCCGGAGAGAAAGCUGAGUCUGAACGACAUCUACACGUGGAUCAGCGACACGUUCCCGUUCUACAGCAGAGGAGGAAGAGGCUGGAAGAAUUCCAUACGACAUAAUCUCUCCCUGAAUAAAUGCUUCCGGAAAGUUCCAAGACCGCAGAGUGACCCUGGGAAGGGUUCUUACUGGACCAUGGAUGGACAACCAGACCAACAUCAGGCUAGAGGGGCUAAAAGACCUUAUCCUACCAGCGAAGAGGAGACGGAGGACCCUGAAAAAAACCCAUCUACAGAAGACAAAACCCAUAACAGUCAAGCUCUUCCACCAGACAUCAAAACGACUCUGUCUCCACCUCCCUGCAAGCGUCCUCCCGCCCCAAUAACCACGGCCCCUGCUGCCUCAAACCCUUCAGCUGAAAUGCCUCUGCGCUUCUCCUUUGCUGAUCUCAACCUGCCGGACCUCUACACUUCAUUUCAGUCCCUCUGUCGCUCCAUGAGAGACAGAGUCACUUCACAGUCGGAUGCCGCCAGCCUUCUGGGAAUCCUGAAUGACAUUGCGCCGCUCCACACGCCAACGCUUCCACCUCUGUCACCUCACCCGUGUUCCAGCACCCAUCCACCCACACACACCGUCACUAGUGUGAACACUGGUCCGAACCUCAGCCAUAACAUGAACCAAGUUAGUUUCACUUCGAAUCAAAACCCUCAGGCUAACGCUGAAAUCGACAGACUGCUCCACAACAACGUUGUUCCUGCAGACUGGUUCAGUAAUGCCGAGUCAUUGAGAGAGAGCUUCAGAAUCGCUAACAGUUUGGACUGGUCUAAUAUAGAUCUCACCAACCACCCUGACCUGGUAGAGAGCAUGCGUCAAGCAGAACUCUGUGACUGGGCGCUGGAUCCAGCUCUCUUCACUUCGCUCUGCGAUUCACUCAAUCGCUUCUUCACCCACAGGGGUAUCGGCGGCUCGGCCUCCGGCAGCCCGUCCACUAUGAACCCGUUAGCAUCGCCACUUAACAACAUGCAAUCGGCUGCUCAUCUGUCGCAUUUAACGCAGCCCUCUCCACUUAGCUUACCUUCUCCGCUCCCGCACUGUGGUGGUGGUGGUCCAUCUGUUCAGAGCCACAGGAAAACUAUGACUCCUCAGAGCCAUAGUCAGAAUUCCCAGAGGAACUUCGAAACCCAACCAGUCACAAGCCAUCAUCUGCCCUCCAACGCUGUUCAAGCACAACCGUUGACACCUCAAAAUCGACCCCCAAUGAAGCAGCUACACAGCAACAGUGAGGAGAUUCAGGACGACUUCGAUUGGGAUUCACUGAUUGUGUAAAAACUUUGCGAAAUACGCGGACUUGUAAAAACUAUUUGAAAUAAUUCAGCGAUUUAUUCGAUUUUAUUGGAGACAUCAAAUUAUUAUAAUUUUUUUUUUUCCAUAAUGUGCUGCUGGCUCAUCUGUAAUAUUUUAACCAGUCAAAAAAAAAAAUCCUAAUUCAAAACAUAGAUUUUCAAAUCUUUCGGUACAAAAUGGAACACAUAAGUCAAAAGGCCCAUUGGGACAGGACUCAGGCUGCCCCAUGUUUUCCAGGGAGGAGCAGCAGACGGGAGCGUUAAUUACCAGAGACAUGGUUUGUUUACCAAACUGAACUCAUUAAAAACACUCUCGAUCUUCCAUAAACUCUUGUUGUAGUACAUAAUUGCAAAUACUUAAGUGUAAGUACAGGCAUCGUGCCAGUGACGUACAAAAAUAUUUCUGUCUUGGAAAAGGGGGAUUGUGGAGUGGGUAACGUCUGUUCAUCAGUAGUGUGUGCACCGAGGUGACCUUGUUCCCCAUACAAAAGGCUGACAAGAAAAAAGAAAAGAAAAAGGUCUCUGAUGCCAGACUUGACUUUUGCUGUAUGUUGCUGCCUAUAUUAUGUUUUACAGCAUAAUUCAAGUAGUAGAGUCUCGCAACAAAAUGCUGUUUGUCCUUGUUAAUGAUAAAAUCAGCCUCCUAUUCCAGAUGCCUUUAGAUACCUUUAACUGGGGGUGUAUCAUUUAUUCCACUGAUAACUGUAAAAUAUUUGAAGGCCCAUGUAAGACAUGAAAUGCUGUUUGCUCUGAAUUGGGCACUUUUUAUGCUCGGUUCAUCCACCAAAUAAUAUUCAUUAAUCAAAUGCAUUGACACUAAUUAAAUAGAAAUAGAAAACCUAUGCCAAUGGUCAUAGUAUGCAGCCCCCCCCCCAACAACCAAAAUACUAUUUAGUAUUUACAGACAGAUUUAUCGGGUUUUUUUUUUGUUUGUUUGUUUUUUGCACUUAAAAAUUUCUUGUAUGUUACUGCAAUUUUGUUUCUUUUUUUUUAUGCUAAGCUAUCAGUGUAUUUCGACUGAAUACUGUGUGUGAAAACAGUUCAAUAUUUUCAACUCUCCAAUUCUUUCAGCACUUCUUUAUCAACUUUUGGGAAAUUCAACCAAAAUAAACCAGGCACCGCAAUAUUCUAUGCCUUGCACCGCAAUAAAAACAGAUUUGAAAUGUG